AUGAAGUUCUACCCUAAAGCGCGAGAGCAGCGGCCUAGCAUCCACCACCCAUCUGUUCGGCCGCGUCGAUUGGGUCUUCUAAAGGCAGCAUCUGUCAAUUUUCUGCUUCUCCAAAUUCUAUUCUUGGGUCUAUUCUGUUGGAUAUUCGGCGCUCUCUUCCAGCAGUCCGGCCAUAUCCACAACAUCAAUGUUUUGUUUGUUGACUAUGAUGGCGGCGCGAUAGGCGAUGCGGCCCGUGUCGCAUUCCAGAAGCUCAAAGGACCCGGCUUUCCAACCUUUGUUGAGCGAUCUCCCUCUGAAUACCCUCAGCCCGGCUCAAUUGAAGGUGCAGUUUGCGACAUCAAGUACUGGGGAGCGUUGUACACCACAGCAAACGCGUCGAAUGCGCUGAGUGCCGCAUUUGCGGGUGGGUCGGCUGCCUCGUCGUACGAUAAGAACAAUGUUCUCACAAUGGUGUGGAACGAAGUGCGCUACCCGACGGUCGUUGACUCCGCACUUGCCGAUAGCAUGAAAUUGCUAUCGGAGACUGCACGUGUCGCGUACUCGCAAACUAACGCGAAAGAGGCUCUGAAGAGUGUCAACACUUCCGAUCCUGCUGCGCUUGCAGCGUUCUACGAGCCUUGGACAUUGGCCGACAACAAUAUUCUACCCACAUCACAAGGAUCAAGGGCCAUUUACAACACGCUAGUUAUCAUUUUGAUUCUGAUCCAGGAAUUCUUCUAUCUGGGUACUGUCAAUGGUUUAUACGCUCAAUUCAAACUCUACACAUCGUUGUCACCGCAUCGCAUCGUCAUCGCGCGCCAACUUAUCUCUCUAGUCUACACACUUGUCGGAGCCAUGUGCACAGCCGGCGCAAUCUGGGCAUUCCGCAGUGGCUGGGAUGUCAACGGCAACCAAUUCGCGCUCACUUGGCUCGCAUUGUGGCUCUUUGCGCAUUUGAACUUCCUCGUGCUAGACGUUUUUACCAUCUGGCUUCCGCCCCCCUACGUACCAAUGGCGCUGAUAUCGUGGGUCAUCUUGAAUGUAACUUCUAUCAUUCUCCCAUUCGAGCUGUCACCCGCUUUUUUCAAAGUGGGCUUCGCCUUACCAGCACACUCUAUCUUCCAGGUACUCAUCGACAUCUGGUCUUCUGGUUGCAACCCCCAACUCUAUUUCGCGCUACCUGUCCUCUUUGUCUACGAAAUCCUUGGCAUUACCCUGAGUUCCAUCGGUGUUUAUAGAAGGGCUCACUACGCGGGCCUCAGUCAAGAAAAGGAGGAAAAGGGGUUCCAAGAGCGGGUGGCGGCCGCACUACGGGAGCAGCAAGAGGCUCAAAUGGUCAGACGGGAAACAAUGCAUGAUGUCGAAGGAAGCGGGACAUCGGAUAGCGAGGAUGACCCACGGGGUGCUAUGCAAAGACGAAGCACCGCGACAACAACGGCAGAUCAAGCGGAGUUAGUCAACAUCAUCAGCCGUGAGAUGUCCCGGUCGAAGGCCGACAGACCAGAUACAGCCCGAGAGAGCACCGGGCCGUCUUUUGCCUUGGCCUACAAAUUUUGA
This is a messenger RNA of Penicillium expansum, 1539 nucleotides long. Its product is annotated as SNG1 family protein. The transcript has a single exon. Bases 1 to 1539 code for a protein of 512 amino acids. Lineage: Eukaryota; Fungi; Ascomycota; Eurotiomycetes; Eurotiales; Aspergillaceae. Gene Ontology annotation, cellular component: membrane. The record is from RefSeq and is a predicted model, not a curated record.